GCGGAUCGCAGGGAGCCGGUCCGCCGCCGGAACGCCGCCGGAACGGGAACCUGGGUGUUCGUGUGGAGCUGGGGCUCGCGGGAGACUGCCGCGAUGAACACGGCGCUGUCGCGGGCGAGCUCGCUGUUCGCCUUCUCACCGAGCGUGAUGGCGGCGCUCACCUUCGGCUGCUUCAUCACCACCGCCUUCAAAGACAGGAGCGUCCCGGUGCGGAUCAUGCUAAAAAAUGUAGAAGAUUUCACCGGACCGAGAGAAACAAGCGAUCUGGGAUUUAUCACAUUUGAUGUCACUGCUGAUCUAGAGAAUAGAUUUGAUUGGAAUGUUAAGCAGUUGUUUCUUUAUUUAUCAGCAGAAUAUUCAACAAAAAAUAAUGCUCUGAACCAAGUUGUCCUGUGGGACAAGAUUGUUUUGAGAGGUGAUAAUCCGAAGCUGCUGCUGAAAGAUAUGAAAACAAAAUAUUUUUUCUUUGACGAUGGAAAUGGUCUCAAGGGAAACAGGAAUGGCACUUUGACCCUGUCUUGGAAUGUUGUACCAAAUGCUGGCAUUCUACCUCUUGUGACAGCAUCAGGACACGUAUCUGUCCCAUUUCCAGAUACAUAUGAAAUAACGAAGAGUUAUUAAAUUAUUCUGAAUUUGA
Cebus imitator (Panamanian white-faced capuchin) is the source of this 637-nucleotide messenger RNA. Its product is annotated as signal peptidase complex subunit 3-like. The record is from RefSeq and is a predicted model, not a curated record. Gene Ontology annotation, biological process: protein targeting to ER. The transcript has a single exon. The coding region runs from base 94 to 621 and encodes 175 amino acids. Lineage: Eukaryota; Metazoa; Chordata; Mammalia; Primates; Cebidae. Gene Ontology annotation, cellular component: signal peptidase complex; membrane.